AUGCCCGAAAAUAUUGAACACACUCCCCUUCUCCGCCAACACUCAGACCCGCAGGUCGCCCCUGCAGUGGUGGCCGCGAUCGUCUCCACAUGGAUCGCCACUUUUCUUGCAGCAGCAGACAGCACCAUCACCUCGACCCUCUCAGCAACCAUCGCUCAUGAAUUCGAUUCUCUUGCCCUGGUAUCAUGGCUAGGCUCGGGAUAUCUCAUCGGCCUGACAGCCACACAGCCGCUUAGCGGCAAACUGAGUGACAUAUUCGGGCGACGCGUUAGUUUCUGCGUCGCGUCAACUAUGUUCACCAUCGGGAAUCUUAUAUGCGGCUCCGCACGCUCGAAGCUUGUCAUUGUUCUUGCGCGUGUCCUAACAGGUAUUGGAGGCGGUGGAUGUAUCUCUAUCGCAACGUUUAUAGCCUCCGAUAACAUCCCUCUCCACCGCCGAGGGAUCUGGCAAGGAGUUGGCGCUGUCGUGUAUACGACUGGAAUGGGCUUAGGAGCAGUGAUAGGAGGUGCAAUCAAUGAUGCAUUUGGUUGGAGAUGGGCUUUCACAGGAAUUGCUCCGAUCUCCCUUCUUGCUGCCGUGGGGGUAGCGACAUUUGUGCCGAACCACUCUGGGCAAAAACAAGGACUUGGUGAGAUGCUUCAACGAGUUGAUUUUGCCGGGUCCAUCACUUUGGUCUCCUCGCUGGUACUGUUAUUGCUUGGUCUUAACCACGAGGGGCCCAACUCCGAGAGCAUCCUACCUAUGGUUGUCAUCCCGCUUGGACUUGCAAUCCUCGGAGCCUUUCUUUUUAUCGAGUACGGCUGGGCCAAAGAGCCUAUAAUUCCAUUGUCGCUUUUCCGUAUGCGAACUGUGGUCGCAUCCUGCUUGACCGCCUGGUUCAUGUCAAUGUCAUUCUACGCACUUACCUUCUAUGUACCUCUAUACCUGCAGAUGCUGGGAUACUCCACUAGCGAAACGGGCUUUCGUCUUCUCCCGGAUUCCAUCGGUGCAGGUGUCGGAUCAUUUCUAGUCGGCUUUGUCAUUCGAGUGUCUGGGCAAUAUGGUGUCUUUAGAUAUACCAUGACGUUGCUCCUGGCUAUUGCAGCUCUGGGCUUCGCGCUGAUCUCAAGGAGCACACACUGGAUUCUGCCAGAACUCUACCUUUUCUCUAAAGGCUUCGGAAUGGGUGGCGCCCUGACGAUGCUGAUUCUUGCACUGUUGCAUGCAGUUCCACAUGGAAAACAUGCAACAGCCACUUCUGCUUUGUAUGCUUUCCGAUCAACAGGAUCAACUUUAGGGUUAUCUCUCGCAAGUGCAGUUUUCAACCGUCAGAUAAAUCGCGCUUCGGUGGAAAAGGGAACAACCUGUAUCGCGGGCGAUGAGUGCUACCUCGAUGCGCUACAUCAAGCCUUCCAAUUUGCGUUAGUCCUUGCGUGUGCGGGCUUUAUAUCUGCUCUCUUUGUUCGCAGCCACAGCACAAGUCACCAGGAGGAAGAUACUGAAGAAUUCAACUAG
Molecule: messenger RNA, 1494 nt
Organism: Penicillium angulare
Lineage: Eukaryota; Fungi; Ascomycota; Eurotiomycetes; Eurotiales; Aspergillaceae
Product: Major facilitator superfamily domain general substrate transporter
Exons: 1
Coding region: 1-1494 (497 amino acids)
Biological process (GO): transmembrane transport; basic amino acid transport
Cellular component (GO): fungal-type vacuole membrane
Molecular function (GO): basic amino acid transmembrane transporter activity
Source: RefSeq, a predicted model, not a curated record